Molecule: messenger RNA, 267 nt
Organism: Sphenostylis stenocarpa
Lineage: Eukaryota; Viridiplantae; Streptophyta; Magnoliopsida; Fabales; Fabaceae
Source: the annotation of a GenBank genome assembly
AUGGCUGAUGAUCCACAAGAUGUAGCUGAUAGGGAACGCAUUUUCAAGCAUUUUGAUUCCAAUGGUGAUGGCCGAAUCUCUUCACAAGAGCUUGGUGAAGCCCUUAAAGCACUUGGAUCAGUGACCCCAGAUGAGGUGCAACAUAUGAUGGAUGAAAUUGACACAGAUGGUGAUGGCUUCAUUUCACAUGAAGAGUUUACAGAUUUUGCACGAGCCAACUGUGGUCUUGUGAGGGAUGUUCGUGAUGUUGGCCUCUUUGGGGUUUAG